Panicum virgatum (switchgrass) is the source of this 3000-nucleotide messenger RNA. RefSeq lists its product as uncharacterized. The transcript is spliced from 4 exons. The record is from RefSeq and is a predicted model, not a curated record. Lineage: Eukaryota; Viridiplantae; Streptophyta; Magnoliopsida; Poales; Poaceae. Gene Ontology annotation, molecular function: catalytic activity. The coding region runs from base 1 to 3000 and encodes 999 amino acids.
AUGUCGUCACAAGACGCGGACUCCCAAGAUGACCGUGGGGAGGAAGUGCCGGGGGUCCAUGCCGCGCCCCCGUCCGUUCCAGGCUUCAUCGACUCCCUCCGCCUGCCACUCCAGGAGUCCCUGCUGCCGUAUACCUCCAUCCGCCGUGUCUCUCACCGGGCCAGCCCGCCGCUGGUGCCAAGGCGCAGUGUACGAAUUGCCGCGCUCUCGCAUCGUAGGGAUCCCAAGCCAGAAAUCCAAGCAAAAAAGGUGUUACUUAAGAAGCGGCGGCCUGCGGCUGAACCGCCAUCGCCGGACAUGCCGGACAACUCCUACAAUGAGGAAUUUCACAAGGAGUUUGUGUUAUGCUUGUCGGAGACCAAGAUCGAUGUAUUCUCUGACUCCAUGAUCAAUGAACUUCUAGGCCCGGGUUUCGACUACUUUUGCUUGCCUUCGGUGGGAGCUUCUGGCGGUGUUCUGGUUGGGUGGCUCCGUGACCGAUGGACGGGUUCACGCGCGAGCGUUGGAGCCUUCUCGGUCACAAUACUCUUGUCGCCCGCUGCCGCCGUGGAUGGAGAUCCUGUUUGGGUGACGGCUGUGUACGGGCCUACAGACCAUGCGCUCAAAGAGUCCUUUUUGAGAGAGCUUGAGGGCCUUGCCGCUUCAACAACGGGGGCUUGGCUAAUUUGCGGCGACUUCAAUCUCAUUUACCAAGCGCAAGAUAAAAAUAAUGACAGGCUUGAUCGCAGAAUGAUGCAGCGCUUCCGUCGGACCAUUGACACGUUACAGCUUGCUGAGCUGCACCUACAUGGGCGCCUGUUCACUUGGAGCAACGAGUGUGGCCAGCCAACCAUGGAACGCAUUGAUCGGGUUUUCGCGACCGUGGCGUGGCUGGAGCUCUACCCGUUCCAUGCCUUGCACUGCCGUUCUACGGAUUGUUCGGACCACGCACCCCUGCUGCUCACGUUAUCUACGGAUCCAUGGGCGCGGCCAAGGUUCCGGUUCGAGUCUUUUUGGCCGGUGACGGAGGGGUUCUUGGAUGUCGUGGCUGCUACUUGGGCAGGCACGCUGUUUGUGGACGCGUGCAGGACGUUGGACGUCAAGUUGCGUGCUGUAGCGAAGGCCUUGCAGAGUUGGAGCGCCACGCGGAUCGGAAGUGUCCGGUUUCAGCUUGCUGUUGCUAGAGCCGUCAUCUUUGAGCUAGAUGUGGCGCAGGAAUCCAGACUGCUGUCGCCUGAAGAGCGCGCCUGCCACCGAAGGCGCAAGUGCCAUAUCCCGGCGUUCAUCCACGAGGGGCGCUCGUUCGUCAGUGACGGGGAUAAGGCAGAGGCGGCCUUCAGUCUCAUCCACAGCUUCGGUAAAUUGGUGUCCAAGGGCCUUGCGAUGCGUCUGGCACCGUUUAUGCAGGAGCUGGUCGGGCCGAAUCAGACGGCGUUCAUCAAAGGACGGAGGAUACAUGACAACUUCCGUUCUGUUCAGCUGUACACCAACGCGCGGGGUCAUGCUUGCAUCCUGCUCAAGAUUGACAUCGCCAAGGCGUUCGAUACGGUGGCGUGGCCCUUCCUUCUGGAGGUGUUACAGCAUAUGGGGUUCCCGCUAGCCUGGCGUGAUUGGGUUGCCAACUUGCUGUCCUCGGCUAGUACCCGGGUGUUGAUCAACGGUCGCCUUGGCCGCCGUAUUUGCCAUGCCCGAGGACUGCGGCAGGGCGAUCCGUUGUCACCGUUCCUUUUCGUCAUCGUGAUGGAAGUGCUCAAUGCAAUGGUGGCAGAAGCGGAUAGGGUCGGCGUGCUCUCACCACUACCUGGCGAACAUCUUGGCCACCAGGUCUCCUUGUACGCCGACGAUCUGGUGCUCUUCGUUCGCCCGCGGACGGAGGACUUUACUUGCAUCCGUUCCAUCUUGGAACUGUUCGCCGGCGCCUCUGGCCUUGUCACCAACCUGGACAAGUGCUUGAUCUCGCCGAUCAGGCUGCGCCGGGCGGACGAGCAGAGGAUGGUGGACGCGGUCGCGAGCAGGAUCCCGACUUGGAAGGGGAGUAUGUUGAACGCGGCUGGGAGGUCGACCUUGGCGCGCGCCCCCCUCUCGGUUAUUCCCGUCCAUGUUUCCAUCACUUGCUGCCUGUCGACUUGGGCGAUCAAGCAAAUUGAUAAGCGACGUCGGGCCUUCAUUUGGAGCGGGGGUGAGGUGGUCACUGGGGGGAAGUGCAAGAUUGCCUGGCCGAUCGUGUGCUCCCCGACGAGCUAUGGAGGCCUGGGGUUGCCUGACAUCAGGAUUAUGGGGUUAGUGUUGAGGCUGCGCCGCUUGCCUGGCGCACCUACUUGGACGAGGCUUCCCUGCCCAAAAGAGAAGUUGGUUCAGGCAAUGUUCGAUGCCUCCGUCAGAGUUGUUUUGGGAGACGGGGCCUCUGCUCACUUCUGGACGGACGCCUGGCUUCCGGCUGGGAGUAUCCAGACCUUCGCACCGCAGCUCUACCAGGCGGUGGGCAGACGCCACCUUCGCACUACGGUGAAGGACGCGCUUCUUCAGCGACGUUGGGUUCGCCACAUCUCUGGGGCACGGACCACGCCUGUGCUGUACCAGUACGCACGCUUGUGGCUCAUGUUGGAAUCUGUCCAGCUUGACCUGACUGUGGCGGAUCGUUUUGUGUGGCGCUGGACGGCCGAUGGCGUCUACUCCGCGUCCACAGCUUACAGGGCGUUCUACGUGGGCAUGUCGUCCAUGCUGGGAGCUAGGGAGCUCUGGAAGGCGUCGGCGCCGCCAAGAGUGAAAUUCUUUUUCUGGUUGGCUUUGCAUCGCAGGAUUUGGAUGGCAGAGAGGAGGGCAAGGCACGGCUUGCAGGAGUCGGCAACCUGCUCGUUGUGUUUGCAGGAGGACGAGACGGUCGACCACCUGCUCCUCAGUUGCGUCUUCUCGAGGGAGGUCUGGGCACGUCUGCUACAUGUGGGCGGCUGGGGAGCUCUGGCGCCCUCGCUCAGCUCGGUCCUGUUAUGCCUAAGAACUCAUCAUCACAAUACGGUUUAA